Messenger RNA from Saccostrea cuccullata (small rock oyster), 687 nucleotides. RefSeq lists its product as uncharacterized. NCBI's taxonomy places the organism in Eukaryota, Metazoa, Mollusca, Bivalvia, Ostreida, Ostreidae. The record is from RefSeq and is a predicted model, not a curated record. The transcript is spliced from 2 exons. The coding region runs from base 1 to 687 and encodes 228 amino acids.
AUGAGCAGCAUAGAUAAACGAGAAAAAUUUCUAAAGGAUCUUAAAGAAGAAGCUGAAGCUGAAGACUACAGGAAACGAUCACGUGACAGUGUAGAUAACGUGUCCAAAAUCUGGAGAUACUGGAUGAACGCGAGACCUGACAUCGUGAGAUCCUGUAUAGGUCUACAUCCACACAAAGACAUUUACAUCAUCGACAACAAGGCUUACAGGAAACCAAGUAAAUACAAUAGCUGUCAGCCGGAAGUCCGAUGUCUACUGUACUCCUUACUGUUUACUGAGAAAUAUCAGCUGAAUCUCGAUGAGCAAUCCCACAGAACCAUAAGGGACAAAAUCAGAGACAGAUAUUUCCCCAUGGUUACUGUAGAAAGCUCAGUAGAUAUACCACAGGAAAUCACAGAAACACCUGAUGGUGUGAUAACGUUUAAAUCAGACGACAUCCGACAUGACGUCAUGUACGCCUUUGUUACGGAGUGUCUGGUUGAAGACAGUGAUCUAGAGUUUUUCCUGACCACGGCGUCAUGUGACGUGAUAUCAGAAUACUUCCGGUCCUGGGGUUAUAAAAGGAGUGAGGGAGAGAGAUGUCUGUAUGUACCGGACAGACCUGAGAAGAUGUACGACCUCGUUCAUAGAUUACCUACAGCUGGACAUCAUCAAACACUGUACCAUGUCAGAUUGGGGAAUUCAUAG